Molecule: messenger RNA, 1659 nt
Organism: Ixodes scapularis (black-legged tick)
Lineage: Eukaryota; Metazoa; Arthropoda; Arachnida; Ixodida; Ixodidae
Gene: GPHR
Product: Golgi pH regulator
Exons: 16
Coding region: 132-1505 (457 amino acids)
Biological process (GO): intracellular pH reduction
Cellular component (GO): Golgi cisterna membrane
Molecular function (GO): voltage-gated monoatomic anion channel activity
Source: RefSeq, a predicted model, not a curated record
CUUGGUGUCAACAUCGAUGGCUGACGUUUUUCAGUAUGAGGUGGCCGAGUUGAAGAUUUUUUAUGUUUAGUGAAGCUGCUGCGAGAUCGAGUCAUUAGGAUUUUCAAAGAACGUCUGCCUGAUAUCCGAGAAUGUCGCUGCUGACUGACUUUUUGGUUGUUACUGUCUCACAGGUGUUUUUCUUUGCUGGUGGAUGGGUCUUCUUUAUGAAGAAGCUUUUCAAGGACUAUGAGGUGCAUCACCUCUCUGUACAAUUACUGUUUUCUAUCACAUUCUCACUCUCAUGCACCAUGUUUGAACUGAUCAUAUUCGAGAUACUGGGCUUUCUUGACUCAAGCUCUCGAUACCUGCACUGGAAACUGGGACUCUACGCUAUCCUGUUUAUGCUAAUAGUAUUCCUCCCAUUUUACAUUGGAUACCUCAUCAUCAGCAACAUCCCAUUUGUAAAAAAGAAGUUGCUUAUGCCUCUUGCCCUGGGAGCAUGGCUGGUGUUUGUGUACCUAUUCUGGAAGAUUGGGGAUCCAUUCCCAAUUUUAAGUCCAAAACAUGGCAUCUUGUCCAUCGAGCAAGUGAUCAGUCGGGUUGGUGUUGUGGGAGUGACUCUCAUGGCCUUGCUAUCCGGCUUUGGUGCUGUCAAUUACCCUUACACUUCAAUGGCUUACUUUAUGAGGGUGGUCACUGUCAAUGAUGUGUUAAACAUGGAGAAGAAGUUACUUCAAACCCUGGAUGUGAUCAUCAUGAAAAAGAAAAGGAUAGCACUAGCAAUGAAGGAGAAACAGCAGUCUGGAUCUGGCCGCCAGACAUCUGGCAUCUGGGGCAUGCUCCAGAGCGUCACCUCCCUGCCCUCUGGAUCAAAAGAAGACAUUGGCCAGCUGAAGCAGAGUGUGGAUGCACUGGAGGAGUUCAGUCGACAGCUGUUCCUGGAAACCGUGGAGCUGCACAACAUGCUGGAAAGGAUAGAAUGGUCUAAAACUUUCAAAGGAAAAUACUUCAACUUCAUUGGAUAUUUCUUCUCCCUGUACUGUAUAUGGAAAAUAUUUAUUUGCACCAUCAACAUUGUCUUUGAUCGGGUUGGGAGAGUGGACCCUGUAACGAGAGGAAUGGAGAUUGCGGUCCACUACAUGGGAUUUGAUGUCGACGUGAAGUUCUGGUCUCAGCACAUUUCCUUCAUCCUUGUUGGGAUCAUUGUGGUCACCUCUAUACGGGGUUUGCUGAUAACACUCACAAAGUUUUUCUAUGCAAUAUCAAGUAGCAAGUCAUCCAACAUCAUUGUUUUGGCCCUUGCCCAGAUCAUGGGGAUGUACUUUGUCUCCUCUGUGCUCCUCAUCCGUAUGAACAUGCCAGCCGAAUACAGGUCCAUCAUUACGGAGGUCCUGGGAGACCUUCAGUUCAACUUUUACCACCGCUGGUUUGACGUCAUCUUCCUCGUCAGUGCCUUGUCCAGCAUCGGCUUUCUGUACCUGGCCCACAAACAAGGACCUGAACGGGACGCAGUGCAGCCCUGAGAUGGAGUUUCAAUAUGCCAUAGUGUGUUUGUGUUAAAAUGUGUGUCUAUUGACCAGCUGCCAGCAGCAGAGGUGUGAAAUGUUUCAGCCCCAAGUGAUUGUUGUUUGUGUGAUACUGUCACAUUAUCAAAUAAAUGCUAGCUAUUUUUCAUCA